UGUACUAGGUGUACUUUGUGUACCGGGUGUACUUUGUGUACUUUGUGUACUGGGCGGUUGCGGUGUCGGGACUCGGAUGCGAUGCAAACCUCCAGAAGACUUUGUCUCGUCCGCCUCCAGCAGCUCGUCCUCAGCGGCCGGUGACACAGGAGAACCGCUACCGGAGCCCGGAGCUCUCCCCCCCCCUCUCCCCGCCUGCAGCGGGCUGUCCUCGGCUCAGAGCAGCGAGAGGACGCCGGGGCGCUAACUCAACCGUUAGCCGACAGGACCGCGUCUUUUCUCUCCGUCCGUCUCCGUGGGUUCGAUUCCGCUCGAGUCGUCGUCGCUGAAAAUGUUGACAGGAUCCAAAACCACGUUCAAAGUGAGACAGAUGCUUCCAGACAUCAAGGAGAGGAUGCUGAGUCAGAGCGGGCUGAACGCAAGGAGCCGAGAUGUGUUGGGACUUCGCUGCCUUCCAGGCGAGUGUGUUCUUCAGAGAGCUGUUAUGGUGAGGAAGAAGCUGACUGCCAGGGAAGGAAGAGGCUGGCUGUCUGGGACCCUCUUCUGUACUCACUUCAGAGUCGCCUUCGUGCCCCAGGACGCUCCCAAACCCGAUGACAAUGCAGACCCGGUGCUCCUGGGAGAUCACGAUGUGGCUCUGGCGUCCAUAGAGAAGGUUGUGGUUGUGGGACCAAACAGGACAAAGCUGGUGUCCCCGAACUCCUCGCUGAAAUUCACUCCGGAGGAGCUGGUGCUUUACUGCAGGGACAUGCGAGUCGUCUGCUUCCUGUUUGACCGCCUCACUCCUGACGCACAGGUCUUAGAGAUAACCUACACCAUCGCCAAGACCUACCAGCCUCUGAAACCGGGGUCGGUCUUAUCUUUCCAGAACGCUGCUCUGGGGAGUGUAGAAAUGAAGCAGUUUCUAAGCAACCGUCGUCGAGACACCCACAUGAACUGGUGUGAGUCGGCCUCGGACUUGGAGCAGGAGCUGGAGCGCUGUGGGGCCAGUGGCUGGAGAGUCAGCUCAGUGAACGACCGCUUCGAGAUGUCCACCAGUCUGCCGAGGUUCCUCGUGGUUCCACAGAAGGUGUUAGACACCGAGCUCAAGAAAAGCUUCGCCCACUUCAACGAAGGACGCAUCCCCCGCUGGUGCUGGCGACACCCUCGAGGCAGUGAUCUGCUGCGAAUGGCCAGUUUCCAGAACAACAUUUAUCACGAGAAAGACGACAUCAGAAACCUGGAGAUGAUCCUGUUCGGCUGCCAGUCGUCUCUGUGUGUGGUGGUGGAGCUGGGCGAGGAGCUGCCGUCGCCCGCCGACAUCCAGCUCGCUCACAGCCGCCUGCGCGCCCUCUGCCUGGGAGAUAUCUCCACAUCUGUGUCGGUGCCUGAUGACAAGUGGUUAUCUACCCUGGAAAGCACCCACUGGCUCGACUACACAAGGUCCUGUUUGAGGAAAGCUUCAGAAGUUGCCUGCUUGCUUCGUGGCGGUCACCUGACCGUGGCACUGCAAGAAGCGGACGACCGGGACAUGAGCUGCGUGGUGUCCAGCCUGGUGCAGGUGAUGUGUGACCCCCACUGUCGGACCCAGUGUGGUUUCCAGAGCCUGGUGCAGAAAGAGUGGGUGAUGUCCGGCCACCGCUUCUACAGCCGCAUCAACUACCACCGCGACAACGACAAAGAGGAGGCUCCGGUCUUCCUGCUCUUCCUUGACUGUGUGUGGCAGCUGUGGUCCCAGUAUCCGUCUCGCUUCCAGCUGACAGAGGACUUCCUGUUGGCCCUGCACGACAGCAUCCACCUGCCUCUCUUCUCCAGCUUCCUGGGCAACUGCCAGCGAGAGAGAUGCAAACGCUCCCAGAACAACGGGCAGUCCUACACGCCUGUGAAUGGUUGGAGGGACGCCCUUCAUCAGGACUCGUCCUCAGAUCCGUCAGACCCUCCUCUGCCUCCCGUGUGGGACUGGGCGCUGCAGUACAGCAAACCCAGACGAGACCGCUUCACUCAACCCGUCCCCCCGACCCCACCGCUCCAGCCCCUGCUCAACGGAAACCUCAACACAAACCCAGACACGCACAAGCUGACAGACACCACCCCCGGCUCGGUCGUCCUCCUCUCUCGAGGAACCUUCUCCUGUCCCGCUAACCUGCUUCCCUGGCGCAGCAGCAGCUCAGGCAUUUACAAGAAGAGCCACCGGAGGGCGCCAUCCUCCGAGAGCGUGCCCGGCCUGGAGCGGCUGCUGAAAUCCUGGUCCCUGACUGAGCUUCCCCAGGGCCCCUCUUCCACCUCUGGAUCUCAAGGACCACUUGACCCCUACGAGCCUCUGCUGCCCCUCCUUAUGGGGCCCUGCAUGGGUCUGUGGAGGGAGUGCUACCUCCGGGGGGCGCUCCAUGCACAGGCGUUCUCCCACCCCAUCUCCGCCAACCACCCCCACCCCGUGGAGCGACUCGCCAGGGAGGUGCAGCUGCUCAAAGACAAACUGGCACAGGUGUCCACCACCGCAGAGGAGAACUCGCCCGUCAAGACAGCCGAGCGCCGGCGCACCGACACCAACCUGAACCAAAACACCAACAACGGCACCUUCCUCUUCCCGGCUUCAAGGCCCCACGGCACGGGGGUGACCCGGGCGACGCCCCCUCCUACCUCCGCCAACCACCAGACCUCUAGGGGCGCUCCUCCGCCAGCCGCAGCCCCACCAUCCAGACCAAGCCACAAGGACAAUAGUGGCGGCGGCGGCAGCAAGCACACCUUCCUGUUUGGGCACUCUUCAGCAGCAGAGGCCCGUCCUGACCAGCGGUACCACCCAGCGCCCAGUAACGCCAAGCUGCCAAAGAGCAACGGAUCGAUAGCUUCCUGAUGACUCGUCGUCACUGUUUCCGUUCCACGUCCUGUCUGCACCAAACUAAGUGACGGUGUGGCGUCAUGAGCUGAGCAGAAGGAUGAAACGAUGAGAACGAGCCCUUUACUCUAUUUAUCGUCUGUACUGUAUUUAAGAAAUGUGACAACUGUUUUAUAUUUUAUAGAAACAAAACACGGUAUUACGUUCUUCGUCUAAUUAAAUAUAUCGAACGGCAGAGAAGCAAAAAAAAUCAAACGAGCAUGGGCUGAAGAUGCUUGAUAAUGAAUAACAUGUUUCAAAGCACAGAAUCUGAAACUGCUUCAACUCUAGAAACGCUUCGAGACAGAAAGACAGUUUCCAUUUUAAGCGUCUUAUCAUACAAGUGUUCCAGUGACCUGAGAUAGAGGGUGGUGGUCGAGGACUCAACGCGGUGAAUGGACAAACCACGGCUGUUCACUGGUUUAACCUUCCGCCUGUGUGACCACCAGACUUCGUCUCUGGGUUUUUUUUUAUUUCGUUUCUCGUCUCAGCUCACGGAAAAGCAGAAUCUCGUUUCUGAAAACAAUCAUUUCUGAUUUUUUCAGCUGCAGCAGCUGCGACCAGCGACUUCACCGUGGAAUUUAGGGCACGAGAGCUAUUUUGGUUCUGCUCUCAUAUCUCUCCUCCUGCGCGGAGCGAGAGAGGCCUAUAUUCAGCUCAGUGUUAUGUUAACCUCUGUGUGUCUGGAUGAGGCCGCGCUCACAGAACAUUACUGCCGUGUCAUGACUGGGGUCACGUCAGGGCUUUGCUUUUAUAAUCCUGUGUAAAACGACCGAAGUGUUUUCUGACCAGAGUGAUCGAUAUCUGAUGUCUUGUGUGAUUUCCGACCAGGUUUAGUAUUAAUUUGAGACAUUUUCGUUGGAAUUGAAAAUGAAAAACAUUAUUGUUGCUGUUCUGAUGAAAGUGAAGAAAGGAAGCAAAGAGAAGCUUAAAUCUCCACCUCUGUUUUUCCUCUCCUCUCCUCUCGGGGGGUGUAUCGGUGAGCAGCCGGCAUUCAGGUCAAGGACUCGGAAGUGUCUGACCGUCUUUAAUUCGCCGUCUGCUCCUGCGCCUUUAAAUCCAAACAGGUUGUCGUUCGCAUGAUGUGGACGUCAGGUCGAUGCACUGGCGUCAUUCCCACGGACGAAUGGUUUCAUUUUGUUAUGUAUUU
Molecule: messenger RNA, 4004 nt
Organism: Paralichthys olivaceus (Japanese flounder)
Lineage: Eukaryota; Metazoa; Chordata; Actinopteri; Pleuronectiformes; Paralichthyidae
Gene: mtmr11
Product: myotubularin related protein 11
Biological process (GO): phosphatidylinositol dephosphorylation
Cellular component (GO): cytoplasm; membrane
Molecular function (GO): phosphatidylinositol-3-phosphate phosphatase activity
Source: RefSeq, a predicted model, not a curated record